Anopheles cruzii is the source of this 393-nucleotide messenger RNA. RefSeq lists its product as uncharacterized. The record is from RefSeq and is a predicted model, not a curated record. Bases 1 to 393 code for a protein of 130 amino acids. Lineage: Eukaryota; Metazoa; Arthropoda; Insecta; Diptera; Culicidae. The transcript is spliced from 2 exons.
AUGAUCAAGAUCCUUUUCCUUUUGCUCGGCGCAGUUUACCUGACGGAGGCAGUUCCUGUGGAUGCUGUCGCCGGUGGCCAGAAGCCGUUGCUUUCGAUGACAGAUAGUGCGGUGAUCGAUCAAAACUCGGCAGCUGCACUAGAAACCGAUCUCGAGGGUGCCGAAAGUGCUCAUCAUUACAAGUUCCACGGCCACAGGCAUCACGGCCGAUACGGUGGUUAUGGAGGUGGCUAUGGUUUCCACAAGUUCGGUGGCGGCGGUUUCGGUCACCAUGGCGGAGGAUUCGGCGGAGGACACGGAUUUGGCGGUGGUGGGUUCGGUGUAGGUGGUGGUUUCGUCAUCGCCGGAGGAUUCGUGGCCGGUGGCGGUGGAUUCAUCGGCAAGAAGAGAUGA